This is a messenger RNA of Aethalodelphis obliquidens (Pacific white-sided dolphin), 1496 nucleotides long. It is a transcript of the gene MED8, whose product is annotated as mediator complex subunit 8. The record is from RefSeq and is a predicted model, not a curated record. The transcript has 7 exons. Gene Ontology annotation, molecular function: RNA polymerase II cis-regulatory region sequence-specific DNA binding; transcription coregulator activity. Gene Ontology annotation, biological process: regulation of transcription by RNA polymerase II. Bases 360 to 1175 code for a protein of 271 amino acids. NCBI's taxonomy places the organism in Eukaryota, Metazoa, Chordata, Mammalia, Artiodactyla, Delphinidae. Gene Ontology annotation, cellular component: mediator complex; core mediator complex.
UAGUGACCGCUAGCUAGCUUCGGGUAUCGGGGACCGAGAGUGGGCUGGCGGAGGAGGGAGUGAGGAGUUGGGGCUGAGAGGAGGGGGUAGAGCCCUCGACCGUCGAAUAAGGGGACGCGCGAUGGGGCAGAGGCCCACUGGCGAGGGAGCGGCGCAGAUGAGAGAUGGGGGUAGAGCCCGGCUGAUGGGAGACAGACUGCGGUUAAGUCGGGAGGGAGAAGGCAGCACUGACUUGCUAGGGUGUGGGAAAGGAUCAGGUUGUAAUUUGGGAAGGUUGAGGUGCAGUCCAAGGAAGACGGCUCAAGAAAGUGGUGGAUCGGCUCAGGCCCCGGCCUAGGCUGUUGGAUGGCCGUUGUCGGAUGCCGACAGAACAGAGGGAGGAGAAGCAGCUUGAGGCAUCAUUAGAUGCACUGCUGAGUCAAGUGGCUGAUCUGAAGAAUUCGCUGGGGAGUUUCAUUUACAAGUUGGAGAAUGAAUAUGACCGGCUGACCUGGCCAUCUGUCCUGGACAGCUUUGCCUUGCUCUCUGGACAGCUGAACACUCUGAACAAGGUCUUGAAGCAUGAAAAGACACCACUGUUCCGUAACCAGGUCAUCAUCCCUCUGGUGUUGUCCCCAGACCGAGAUGAAGAUCUCAUGAGGCAGACUGAAGGACGGGUACCUGUUUUUAGCCAUGAGGUGGUCCCUGACCAUCUGAGAACCAAGCCUGACCCUGAGGUAGAAGAGCAAGAGAAGCAGCUGACAACGGAUGCUGCCCGCAUUGGUGCUGAUGCAGCUCAGAAGCAGAUCCAGAGCUUGAAUAAAAUGUGCUCAAACCUUCUGGAGAAAAUCAGCAAAGAGGAACGAGAAGCGGAGAGUGGAGGUCUCCGGCCGAACAAGCAGACCUUUAACCCAGCAGACACCAAUGCGUUAGUGGCAGCUGUUGCCUUUGGGAAGGGGCUGUCUAAUUGGAGGCCUUCAGGCAGCAGUGGUCCUGGCCAGCCGGGCCAGCCAGGAGCUGGGACAAUCCUCGCAGGAGCCUCAGGACUACAGCAGGUGCAGAUGGCAGGAGCUCCGAGUCAGCAGCAGCCAAUGCUCAGUGGGGUGCAGAUGGCCCAAGCAGGUCAACCAGGGAAAAUGCCAAGUGGAAUAAAAACCAACAUCAAGUCGGCUUCCAUGCAUCCCUACCAGCGGUGAGUGUGGCCGACAACCUCCACUCCCAGGUGCUCUUUGCAGAGUUGGGCAGUGAAGCUGCCUUUUGCCCAAAGCUGACCUAGAUGGGUAUAAUAAAAAGAAUACGGGCUUUCAGCCACAGACAGAUCCCAUCUCCAGUGCCGACUAGCUGUGUGACUUUGGGCAAGUGACCUAAUUUUUCUGAGCCGGUUUUCUUGUUUAUAAAUGGUGAUAAUACCUACCUCAUAGGGUUGUUGUGAGGAUUAAAAUGGGAAAAUGAAUGUAAAACACUUGGCACAGUCUAUGAAAUAAUGGGUAUUCAAUAAAUGAGAGUUUCUACAGCCA